UAUUUGGCGGUGCAGACUGGCUACGCAGCAUCACUAUUUAUUUCACUCGUACAUAUAUGUCUGACGCCACUCUGACACGCUUUCAGGGUAUCUUCUAGGGAUCACCCAAUGGUUGUAAACUUGCCCAAGAAAUUUUUCGGUUCCGUCAAAGACGAGUGGCAGUUGUACAGUGACCGCUCCAUCGACUACACCAUUGGAUCUUCUAUUGGGUUCGGAGCAUCAUCUGUCGUCUAUGCCGCCAUCUACAACCCUCGUCCGCCAGAACCACAACGUCCUAUGCCAUGCGCGUUGAAAGUUCUUGACCUGGACGUUCUACCGCCUCAUUCACUAUCUUUAUUAAAGCGGGAGACACAGCUUAUGUCCCUGUUAAAGCACCCAAACGUGCUACGUGUCCGUGGCAGUUGGGUGGAUGGUCACAAGAUAUACAUUGCUCUCCGCCUCAUGAACAAGGGUAGCGCUGCCGACGUAAUGCAUUAUGGUUGGCCUGGUGGAAUGAAAGAAGAGGUUGUUAAAUGCAUCCUUAAACAAGCCCUUGAAGGCCUAAACCACUUGCAUAUUAACGGAUUCAUCCAUCGUGACGUAAAAGCUGCUAAUCUUCUUAUCGACGACGAUGGCACGGUUUUGCUAGGCGAUCUUGGGGUAGCCGCGUCCCUCACAGACGACGCUGAUAUGUCAAGUAGAGCUUGCAAUGGCGCUGGAAACCGCGUCAUCAGCUUUGCCCCAGUGUCCACUGCCAAGAGCUCCUAUUCGGCACUCCCCCCACUUGAGCACCACAGUAUGGGGAAGCGAAAAUCAUUUGUCGGAACACCCUGUUGGAUGGCGCCAGAGCUUAUUCAGGGUCAUUAUUACGAUUCAAAGGCUGAUAUCUGGUCAUUCGCGAUAACUGCUAUUGAGCUCACCCAAGGUCGUCCUCCAAGAUCAAGAGAAAGCGCUCAUAGUGUCUAUCUACAAACUGUUCAGGGCAAACCACCGACGCUUGAUUCGGUAGGGGGUAUUCACCACUAUUCACGCGCCUUCAAGGACAUUGUCGACGCAUGUCUGGUAAAAGAUCCCUCCAAACGUCCAACAGCGGCACAGUUGCUCCAAACCCCAUUUUUCAGGUCCGCGAAAAAGAAGUCCUAUCUUAUCGGCACGAUUUUGGACGGUCUGCCGCCUCUUACAAUGCGACAAGACCGCCGUAGAUAUCAGCCAAGCAUGGUUACUCAUGGAACGAUGGAUUCAUGGGACUUCGACUCCACGGAGAUUACACCCUUGAUCCCGUUGUGUUCGGACAGAGGGGGAUCAAGGGAUGUGUCUCGAAGGGGAAGUCUUGACGUCGGAUCAGACGAUCACCAGCAAAGAGACAGCGCCAAUCAUGCAGCCCCUAGAUAGCAGCACUUCAUACUCAAAUCCCACCAACCUCCAGGGUGCUGAUCCUGAAGGAGAGGAUGAAUUUUCGGAUCCUCCACUUCCUUCAUCAGAGUCCUCCCUACCCCAUGCUGG
Molecule: messenger RNA, 1482 nt
Organism: Suillus paluster
Lineage: Eukaryota; Fungi; Basidiomycota; Agaricomycetes; Boletales; Suillaceae
Product: kinase-like domain-containing protein
Exons: 7
Coding region: 109-1371 (420 amino acids)
Biological process (GO): protein phosphorylation
Molecular function (GO): protein kinase activity; ATP binding; protein serine/threonine kinase activator activity
Source: RefSeq, a predicted model, not a curated record